CAAGCGCCCCUAUCUUCGCCGCCGACCCCGACGCCCUCGACGUCGUACGCGCCUGGCACGGCGCUACCAGAGGGCAGAGACGGAGCCCCCCCGCCGUCGUUAGCCUCGAGUGACCCGCCACGGUCACCCCUUGGCCUUGUUCCGCCACUCUCCCCUGCGUCUAAUAAUACCUUGAGUGUGCUUUCUCCGCUACGGAAAGGCGAAAAUGUAUAUUUGCCAACUCCCCCACCUCCGCCACUUGAGUCACGGGCAGGGUCCUCCGAUUCCGGUUCGGUGAUCUCAAAUGCUAGCUCCCACUCCUCCAUGGACGUUAAUGUUCCAACUUCGUAUUUUUCCCACUCCUCUGGCUCCACAGAUUCCCAGCCCACAUCAUCUCCUUCUGCGUUCGUCUUUCCAUCCUCACGCUCCAGAGCCCACCCAGCCUCGCCCCCUCCAAAGUUCAAACUCAAGUCAAAAAAGAACAAAGGGAAACAGGUAGAAACCCAGGUCUAUCCGGUUGCGUCGAGUCCACCCGGCCGCCAGUCGCCUGAGCCAUCUCCGUCAGUCGUUAGUUCUUCGGGCUCUUCGUCCAAUCCCUCGUCUCUCCGCUCGCACAAUUCUACGGAAGUUGGAUCACCCAGCUUUGUCUUCCCCUCAUCCAGAUCCAGAGCACACCCGAACUCGCCUCCUCCAAAGCUGAAACUUCCUCUAAAAAAGAAAUCCAAGUCUUCUACUGGCAGCGACCGGCAGAGUGAUCCACAUCGUCGUUUCAUGGGUAUACCCAUAAACAGGAAAAAGAAAGCUAGUCAAGACCAAUCUGCUGACACAGGUUCAGACUUAUCGGCCUCGGAUCCUUCUUCGCGACCAUCUUCAAGCGAUACCGCUUCUUUCAUAGGAUCUACGAGUUUCAGCAUAGAACCACGAUGGGCAUCUACGUCAUCACCGUCUAAGCGCGACUCGUAUCCUCUCGAUCCGUACGACUCGAUACUGUUAGAACAGGACCGUCUAGGUACCGAGCUAUUAAAGCGUCUAAACAGCGUCGAUGGCCCUUCCUUUCACCAUUAUGGAAAUAAUCCCCCUGCUACUGUGCUUGACUUGGGCUGCGGCGAAGGUCGUUGGAUACUCGAUGCAGCUGUAGCUUGGAAAGGCUACGGGACAAAAGUCACAGGCUUCGAUAUGGUUGAUAUCACGAAAUCGCUUCGCACUGCAGCUGCUCGGAACGGAGUAUCUGAGAAUAUCUCUUUUGUGAAAGGCAACUUUGUGAAGAGCGAGCUCCCGUUUCCGAGUGAUUCGUUUGAUCUCGUGCGAAUGUCCAAUCUGACAUAUGCGAUAUCCUUUGAGAAAUGGGAAUUCGUUCUCCGAGAAGCCUGUCGUGUGUUGACCGUCGGUGGGAGACUAGAACUGAUUGAUGACCACGUCUUUUUUCCAUACGGCAAGUCAGCCCUGCCAACGGUACCACCCACCGAGCCCAGCGACGCCGAUUCAUUAGCACGAUAUUCUCAGCUGCAUCCUGACAGUGAUCGUGUCGAUCCCAUAACUGAGGGGGAUGACUACGACAUAGAAGAAGAGGAGGAAGAAGAGGAGGAGGCCUCUGAUACUGCAACGCUGAAUUGCAAAGGACGCAACCCAACAAGCACCGCGAGCGGACUGACCCGGCAUUCCGUCUCCUCCUCUCUUGUUCCUGUGGAGUUCCAAGCUGAUCCAUGGACAGAGCAAGCAUCUGCUGCACGAGAACUGGAGACCCUCUUUGAGCAUCUACACAACGAGAAAUAUGGCAUCCACCUUUGUCCAAGCCAAUUCAUCGUGGAGAUGCUGCAGGAGAUAUUUGGGCACUCGAGAGAAGUACGAACGAUGCAUUUGACGCUGGCUCCGGCGAAUCCCGUGCUCGAGAAGGGUCAACCGCCUGAGGAAAUCCACCAGCUAACACAUGCACCGGGGCUCAUGCUGUGGCCCUCCACGCUCAUUCCGUUGCCUCGGACAGAGAUUGAAGUCCAUGCAUUGAAACAUCCAAGGGUCCUUUUGUCACUUAAAGCGGCCCUGACGAGCUAUGCGGUCGAGAUUGCUGAGGAAGAUGAAGUUGAUGAAGAAGCGGUGAAAGAAUCUUUGUGGGAUUAUGAAGGGUUUUUGCACGAGCGGUUCAACCCUCCGCAGUACACCCAUGCACAUCCUCAGGUUGCAUCCUAUGCUCGACAGGAUUCGGACAAUAGAAGCACGCGAGCCUCUAUAUUUUCCAUUGGUUCUGUUUCAUCUGAAGGCCGAUCUGCGAUGCGGGAGUAUCAAUCUGAACUCCGUGAUCACCUCGCGUGGUCCCUCGAAGAUAUAAGGGUAUCGCCUCCACCACGCCUACACAUGCCGCACUCUCACGAUGAUGGCCACUCCCGAACAGCUGCGCCGAGUAUCUUGACAUUACCAAGCUUUGCGACGUUCAACCCAACGGACACAGCAGCUCCUCCGGAUUAUUCUCGCCAUGAGCCCACCCACGUUCGGACAUUUCAUGUCUUUGAGGCUAUCAAAAUGGAUGAAACGCUCCUUGGGGCUGCAGUAUAACUGUUACUGUAUGUUUUGAUGUACACCGUUAGAUACGCGGGUGUAAUCUUUAUCCUUCCAUGCACAAUGAUAUCAUAGGAUUCAAGGAUACAUAUAUCGUACAUUGAUGAGUCUCAAACGCUAUUAC
Desarmillaria tabescens is the source of this 2653-nucleotide messenger RNA. RefSeq lists its product as uncharacterized. The transcript is spliced from 5 exons. Bases 304 to 2526 code for a protein of 740 amino acids. NCBI's taxonomy places the organism in Eukaryota, Fungi, Basidiomycota, Agaricomycetes, Agaricales, Physalacriaceae. Gene Ontology annotation, molecular function: sterol 24-C-methyltransferase activity. Gene Ontology annotation, cellular component: endoplasmic reticulum. The record is from RefSeq and is a predicted model, not a curated record. Gene Ontology annotation, biological process: sterol biosynthetic process.